UCUAGUCCCAGUUCUUGACUUCUUGUGGUGAAUCACGGAACAGUAGGAGCACAGCUAGAGUGUUACAAUCACUUGAAUGGAGGACGAGGAGAAGCAGUAGCAAGUCAAGAAAAAGGCAACAAAAGUGCGUCGCGUUGGUGCUGCCGCUUUCGACUCCCUCCCUGACCCGCUGCUCUCCCUCCUCUCCCGCGGGGGCGGGGGCGGGGGCGGGGGCGGCGGCGGCGGCGGCCAAGAAACGCAAGGCGAGGUAAACGAGGAGAAAAAGGCGCGCUUGAUUUCCAAUCUAUUGAUUCUUUACCAAUUGUGUUGCCAUUCCUGUUCGUUGGGUGUGGGGUUUGAGCCUGGAAAUCGGUUCUUUUCUGCGCUAGUGGAGUGGAUUUGGACGGGUGCCGCUGAAAAAAAUAGCACUUUUUCCUGCCCAAGAUUCUCCUCUCCGCUUCUUUUCCACGCCACGCCUAUUGAAUCAAUUGCCGUCGGCUUCCUUUUCGCAGCAGGCAGCACAAGUUCUUUGUAGUUGGUCCUCUUGUAGGUGAGGGGCCGGCACAACACCCACAUCCUGUUGAUUCAAGAAACCAGGCCGCGCCGAUGAGCAGGAAGAGCGGCGGCGCGCGAAUGCAAUGCGCUGAGGCGGCGGCGGCGGCGGAUUGGGCCUGCUGCUUCCUAGCCCUCCCACCGGCGGCACCUUACGGCGUGGAUGGUGAUGCUAGGUUCAACCUCUCAUGGACCCUCCACCAGUCCUUCCACCCGCCCACCGGCCUCUUCGCCAGCAUGGGCCAGCAGGUAGGGGUCGGAUUCCCUGGGUCUUCCUCUAGCCCCCCAUCGCCGGACACUCCAAGGGACCCGUACAUGAAGUACGUCUCACCGGAGGUUGGGCACCGUGUUGUUGAGACACCUCUGCCAGGGGAAGGUGAGGAGUUGAGGGAGAAGGGGAAUAAGAAAGUUGUGAAGCUCAAGAUUAAGGUUGGGAAUCGUCACCUCAAGAGGCUGAUCAGCGGGGCAAUCGCGGGCGCGGUGUCGAGGACUACUGUCGCGCCUUUGGAGACUAUUAGGACACAUUUGAUGGUUGGGAGUAAUGGGAAUUCGACGACGGAGGUGUUCCAGUCUAUCAUGAAGCAUGAAGGAUGGACAGGGCUAUUCCGUGGUAACUUUGUCAACGUCAUCCGAGUAGCGCCAAGCAAAGCAAUUGAGCUUUUUGCUUUUGAUACAGCUAAUAAGUUCUUGACCCCCAAAUCUGGGGAGGAACAAAAGGUCCCAAUCCCUCCUUCACUAGUGGCAGGGGCAUUUGCCGGUGUCAGCUCAACGCUGUGUACAUAUCCUCUGGAAUUGAUUAAGACACGAUUAACUAUACAGAGAGGUGUGUAUGAUAACUUCCUUGACGCGCUUGUCAAAAUCGUUCGUGAAGAAGGGGCUACAGAGCUCUACAGAGGCUUAACUCCGAGUCUCAUCGGAGUGGUGCCAUAUGCUGCAACCAACUACUUCGCCUAUGACACCCUUAAGAAAGUGUACAAGAAGAUGUUCAAGACGAACAAGGUCGGCAAUGUUCCAACCCUGCUCAUUGGAUCCGCUGCAGGAGCUAUCUCAAGCACUGCUACAUUCCCUCUCGAGGUCGCACGCAAGCACAUGCAAGUUGGAGCUGUUGGUGGCAGGAGGGUUUACAAGAACAUGCUUCAUGCUCUCCUGAGCAUUCUUGAGGAUGAAGGGGUUGGGGGCCUUUACAGAGGGUUGGGGCCGAGCUGCAUGAAGUUGGUGCCUGCUGCUGGGAUUUCGUUUAUGUGCUACGAGGCUUGCAAGAAGAUACUGAUCGAAGAAGAGGAUGAGUGAAGUGCAUUCAGAUGUGUCCUCAGUUUUGCGACAUUCUGAGAGUGGGUGUCUUUUGGUGUUUCUUUGAAUCAACUAGUGCUGGAACUGGAUGAAACACAUGAUAUGAGGUUGCAGCACGAGUUCUUAACCCUUUUUGUAUUCAGUUUGAUCUGAUAAAUUUACCUCUUCCCAGAUUUACUUUCGGAUACUACAUGCGCAGAAAGCAUGUUUUUAGAAAACUCAUUGCUGGGAUGUAGAAAUUAUUGAAAUGCCAUUGGCAAUCACAAUUGACAAGUGGUCAAGCAGCAACUAAUCUGUAUUCUGUA
Messenger RNA from Phragmites australis (common reed), 2126 nucleotides. Its product is annotated as adenine nucleotide transporter BT1, chloroplastic/mitochondrial-like. The transcript is spliced from 4 exons. NCBI's taxonomy places the organism in Eukaryota, Viridiplantae, Streptophyta, Magnoliopsida, Poales, Poaceae. The record is from RefSeq and is a predicted model, not a curated record. Bases 586 to 1821 code for a protein of 411 amino acids. Gene Ontology annotation, biological process: transmembrane transport.